Molecule: messenger RNA, 348 nt
Organism: Dovyalis caffra
Lineage: Eukaryota; Viridiplantae; Streptophyta; Magnoliopsida; Malpighiales; Salicaceae
Source: the annotation of a GenBank genome assembly
AUGCAGAGUGCUUUCUGGAGUGCGGGCUGGCUCGCAGAAAACACUGUAGCUGAUAUGCAGAUGUGGGUGAGCGGGAGGGUUGGCACGCCGAUUACUGUAGCUGAUACGCAGAGACGUGCAGGCUGGCACGCAGAUUACUGUAGCUGGUAUGCAGAUGUGGGGGCUGAUUGGACUCUAGGUAGUUAUCCUUAUCAUGAAGCACUUGAGAGGAUGACAAAGAAUGAUGUCAAGUACCGAUUUAUGAUCAACAUUGAAAACUCCCUCAAGCGACAUAGAGGACUACCAAGGAAUGGUGGCAGCAAUCAAUUAAAUAUUCUUCAGAAUUCAGUUAUAAUGCUAAAAAAAUGA